Molecule: messenger RNA, 2319 nt
Organism: Triticum urartu
Lineage: Eukaryota; Viridiplantae; Streptophyta; Magnoliopsida; Poales; Poaceae
Product: protein NUCLEAR FUSION DEFECTIVE 4
Cellular component (GO): membrane
Source: RefSeq, a predicted model, not a curated record
UAAAACCCCAAUCUUAGCGUCACCUCCCAGGCCAAAACCCCCCACCCACGCCCCGCCGUCCCACUGACGCGACGCGACACGCGCGGAAAGCAACGCGCCUCCACCGCCCCCGCUCCCGCCCUCCCUCCCAUACCGCCUCCCGCCCGUGCCCCGACGACGCAGCCACCCAGACGCGGCCAAAGCAAGGGAAAGCGGAGCCGUAGUAGGUAGUAGUACGCUCGUCGGCGGGGGCGGCGAUGGUGUCGACGGCGCUGGACGCGAUGGCGGGGACGGCGUGGGGGCGGUGGCUGGGGCUGGUGGCGGCGGUGUGGGUGCAGUGCAUCUCGGGCAACAACUACACCUUCUCCAACUACUCCGACUCCAUCAAGACGCUCAUGGGCCUCACGCAGCUGCAGCUCAACGGCCUCUCCGUCGCCAAGGACGUCGGCAAGGCCUUCGGCCUGCUCGCGGGGCUCGCCUCCGACCGCCUCCCCACCUGGCUCCUCCUCGCCAUCGGCUCCCUCGAGGGCUUCCUCGGCUACGGCGCGCAGUGGCUCGUCGUCUCCAAAACAAUCUCGCCGCUGCCCUACUGGCAGAUGUGCGUCUGCCUCUGCCUCGGCGGCAACUCCACCACCUGGAUGAACACCGCCGUGCUCGUCACCUGCAUCCGCAACUUCCGGGGCAGCAGGGGCCCCGUCUCGGGGGUCCUCAAGGGCUACGUCGGGCUCAGCACCGCGAUAUUCACCGACGUCUGCUCCGCGCUCUUCGCCGACGACCCGGCCUCCUUCCUCGUCAUGCUCGCCGUCGUGCCCGCCGCCGUCUGCGCCGUCGCCAUGGUGUUCCUCCGCGAGGGCCGCGUGGCCAGCGCCGACUCGGGCGGGGACGAGGCCGACGCGCGCGGCUUCGCGGCCAUCAGCACGCUCGCCGUCGCCAUCGCGCUCUACCUCCUGGCGGCCGACCUCACGGGCGUGGGCGGCGGCGGGGGGCUCGUCUCCACCGUCUUCGUGGCCGUGCUGAUGGUGCUCCUCGCCGCGCCCGCCGCCGUGCCCGCGUACGUGGGCUGGACGUCCUGGAUGAAGUCCCGCAAGGCGGCCAACGCCGACGCCGAGGACGCGGCCGCCCCCCUGCUGCUCGACUCCAAGGAGGCGACCGCGGCGGAGGCGGCGACGCAGCCGCAGGGCAACGGGGAGGCGGAGGAGGCUCGCGGGCCGCGGCUGGGGGAGGAGCACACGAUCGCGGAGGCGCUGUGGUCGGUGGACUUCUGGGUGCUCUUCUCGUCGUUCCUGAUGGGCGUGGGCACGGGGCUGGCGGUGAUGAACAACCUGGGGCAGAUGGGCGUGGCCAUGGGCUACACCGACGUGUCCAUCUUCGUCUCCAUGACCAGCAUAUGGGGCUUCUUCGGCCGCCUCGCCUCCGGCACCAUCUCCGAGCACUUCAUCAAGACGAGGGCGCUGCCGCGGCCGGUGUGGAACGCGGCGUCGCAGGUGCUCAUGUGCGCGGGGUACGUGGUGAUGGCCUUCGGCAUGCCGGGGUCCCUCUUCGUGGGGUCGGUGGUGGUGGGCGUCUGCUACGGUGUGCGGCUGGCGGUCACCGUGCCCACGGCGUCGGAGCUGUUCGGCCUCAAGUACUACGGCCUCAUCUACAACAUCCUCAUCCUCAACCUGCCGCUGGGAUCCUUCCUCUUCUCGGGCCUCCUGGCGGGGCUCCUCUACGACGCGGAGGCCACCAAGGUGCCCGGCGGCGGCAACACCUGCUCCGGCGCGCACUGCUACCGCCUCGUCUUCGUCGUCAUGGCCGCCGCCUGCGUCGUCGGCUUCGGCCUCGACGUGCUCCUCAGCCUCAGGACCAGGCGGGUCUACGCCAAGAUCCACCAGGCCAAGCGGGCCAAGAGGUCGGCCGCCGCCGCGCAGAGGGUGAGCUAAGCUGGCCGGCCGGUAGCCGCCUCUCUUCUCAGAGAAACUCAGCUGGCUGCACAGCUAGCACCUACGUACUAGCAGUUUUUCAGACUGAUGAAGAGCAACAGCGUCUGCACUGUAAAGUUUUGCGCAGCAAUGUACAUGCCUUGAUUCUUUUGGGCAAAGAUGGAUAGUAUAUAGAUUCAAUUGGUAUACUGGAUGAUAUAUACUGUAUGCUACUAUGGCUGUGCAAUAGAUUGAUGCAGAGGCCGGUGGUAGCUCCUUCAUUCUCUGAAAACAAACAGAUUGUGUACUGCCAGGGAAGUUCAUAGUUCAAAUUCGAACUAAAACCAGGCCAAGUAUUUCCGAACGGAGGUAGUAGUAUAUUUGUGUUUGUAGCCUGUUCGGCAUAAGAGCUCGCAUCAAUUCAAGUGCAUUUCUUUUC